This is a messenger RNA of Marchantia polymorpha subsp. ruderalis, 1618 nucleotides long. The record is from the annotation of a GenBank genome assembly. Lineage: Eukaryota; Viridiplantae; Streptophyta; Marchantiopsida; Marchantiales; Marchantiaceae.
AAACGCAAGCCUUCCUUUGUUUCGCUGCAUUGGCCUGGCUGUCCCAGCUGGCGGCUGUUCAUCACGAAUUUGCGUGGGCUCACCCCUUGGGCCCAGUGCGAAGAGCGUUGAUUGACCAGACGUACGCUUCAUUCCUUUUCCAGACAGUCUCUCUUUUCACUCAUUUAUAUGGACAGUAUCUGAGAUAUCGCCUCGGCUCCCAACUUCAUUCGUGGACUCGCAAGGAGUUUCGCAUCCAAUGCCCUUCUGGAUCGACUCUUCAAACAGACAAGGGAACGAAGUCAAACGUCGUGAGUGGAUCACUUUGAAGGAUCCCAUUCCGAGGUCGGAGACCUGAGAUUGGGCUCAGCUCCCAUGACGAUCAGAGGCGUCCUCACCGUGUCCAUUGCACUUGUACUUCUGGGAACGGUAUCAGCGGGUUUCUACGACGAUUACAGGAUCAUAUGGGGUGGACAAAACAUCGUUGCCAAUGACGCGACGAGCGAAGUCAAGCUUAUCAUGACUGAGAGUGCAGGAGCGUCUUUCGCUACCAAAGAUGUUUACUUGUACGGCUCCUUCAGCGUCAAGUACAAACUCGUUCCUGGUGAUUCAGCUGGAACUGUCACUGCGUUCUACAUGACAUCAUACGAUGGCAGACAAGAUGAAAUCGACUUCGAGUUUCUCGGCAAUGUCUCCGGUCAACCUUACCUUCUACACACCAACCUUUUCGCGAACGGGAAGGGUGCCCGCGAAUCCCAGUUUUUCCUCUGGUUCGACCCCACUGCUGAUUACCACAACUACACCAUCGUAUGGAACCAAAAGCAAAUAAUCUGGUUGGUUGACGACAUUCCCAUUAGGAUUCACAGAAACAUCCACCCCUCCGUCUACCCGCGCCUGAAGCCCAUGGGUGUCCACGGCACGUUGUUCGAAGCCAGUUCAUGGGCUACUCGUGGAGGAGCCGUGCCUAUCGAUUGGACGAAGGCUCCUUUUUCGGUUUCAUAUAAAGAUUUUACCUUCAGGUCCUGCAGGGUAUACAAUGGAAAUACUUAUCCAUGCAGAGUAAAUGUGAAGAAAAAUUCUUGGGAGAGACCACAGUAUCAGUCUCUAAAUGCAGUGCAGAGAGCGCAGCUGAGGGAUGUUCGUGCGAGGUACAUGACCUACGACUACUGCAAUGACAGAGUGCGUUACCCCGUGCAGUCAAUGGAAUGCCCCUACAAUGCUCAAGGUUAUGCCUUGUAGGAACGGCUAACGAGGAAUUCUUAAUUGCAGAUGUUGACAACAGCAUUUGCAAUUAAGGACAGUUGGAACUUCAAUCUCGAGUGUUUCUGUUUUAUGAUCAUAAAAGUUGAAGUAUUUCUUCUCUGUUGUAAGCUAUCGUCCUAAUCUUCUUCUAGCGUACAAUCAAUUCGAUAGAGCUCACUACAUUCAUAUUAAGAUGUGUUUAAUAUUUUUGGUUGUAGUUGAAGUAGAAUCAUUAAUAGGUCCAUCAAAUGGGCAUUGUGUAGUUGAUUCUUUUUGGCUGUCUUUGUGUGCCAAAUGUAAGAUUACUCGCUGUCGAAUGACAACGUACAAAGUGCGUAUGUUGGACACGAAAUAUCGAAUAAAGGAGCUGCUUGUUGUAGCAUGAAUUUCAUCUCUU